CGCACGAUGUCGGUCACGAUAGUGCUUUUCUACACAUUCGUCACGCUGUUCAUGUUCCUGUCGUACAAUCCGAAGCCGAAGAAAAUCAUUGAAUCGAUCCGAAGCUUCCUGUUGCAUCUGCUGCAUCUGAACGGGGACGGUGGAGGGGGUGUGCAAUCCGACGGCCCACGUUCCUCGCCCACCACCUGCACCCGGAGCGAGGCGGAAAACGGAGAAAACGAUGGUGAGCGCGUGCCGCAGGUUAAAUCCAUCUGGGAGAUUCCGGGACCACGCCGGCUACCACUGAUCGGGACGAAAUGGCUUUACUUCACCGGGCGCCAGCGCUACUCGAAAGUGCACGAGGCAUUUCUGGACCUGCACCGGCGCUACGGCAAGAUCGUGCUGGACGUCGACACGGUGCCGAUCGUGAACCUGUUCGAUCGUGCCGACAUGGAGAAGGUGCUGAGGUACCCGAGCCGCUAUCCGUUCCGGCCGCCAACGGAAAUUAUCGAGCUGUACCGACGAAGCCGACCCGACCGGUUCGGGGUGACCAAUCUGAUCAAUGCUCAGGGUGAAAAAUGGCACGAGCUACGGUUGAAGUUGACCAGCGGCAUAACCUCGAGGCGGAUCCUACAAUCUUUCAUUCCAUCGGUCAACGAGAUUUGCGAAGACUUCGUCGAUCUCGUGCGUCGACAACGGGCGGAGGAUGGCACGAUAUAUAACUUCCAGGACAUCGCCAACUCGGUCGGGCUUGAGAUUAUCUGCUGCCUGGUGCUGGGACGUCGUAUGGGUUACCUCACGACGGAUCGACGCAACGAAAAGUUCAUUCGAUUGGCCGAAGCGGUCAAGGAGUCGUUCGUUUACAUCAGCCAGAGCUACUACGGGUUCAAGCUGUGGAAGUACGUGCCGACGCGCCUCUACCAUAACUUUGUCCGCUGCGAGGAGAUCAUCUAUGACACGAUCGCAGAGAUUGUGUACGAGGCACUCGAGGAGGAGCAGCUCAACUGCCCGGACAAUGACGUGAAGCACAUCUUUAUCAGCAUUCUGCAGUCGCAAGGGCUGGAUACGAAGGAGAAGAUAUCCGGCAUUAUCGACCUCAUCACCAGUGCCAUAGAAACGCUUUCCAACACACUCUCGUUCCUGCUGCACAACCUAAGCCAAUCGGUGGAACACCAGCGGACGAUCGCGCACGAGUUUGCCCACUGCACGAAGAGCAUCACCAAUGAGGAUCUCGUGGCGGCCAGCUUCACCAAGGCGUGCAUACAGGAGUCGUAUCGCAUUUCGCCCACCACACCCUGCCUGGCGCGCUUCCUCGAGGAGGACUUCCAGCUGUCCGGAUACCAUUUGAAGGCGGGCACCCUCGUCCUGUGCCAUACACGAAUUGCCUGCCAGAGUGAGGAGAAUUUCCAGCAGGCCGAUCGGUUCCUGCCCGAACGCUGGCUUGACCAGCGUGACGAAAACGACAACGUUGUUUACAAGCGGCAGGAACCGGGCGCCCCAAUCGUCCUACCAUUCGGUAUUGGUCGGCGUAUGUGUCCCGGGCAGAAGAUCGUCGACAUCGAGCUAACGCUUCUGAUAGCGAAGAUUUUCCAAAACUUCGAGAUCGAGUAUCGUAGUCCGCUCGACACACAGUUCCAGUUCUUACUGGCACCGCGGACACCGAUCGAGAUAAGAUUCCGCGAUCGACAGUAG
This is a messenger RNA of Anopheles coustani, 1671 nucleotides long. It is a transcript of the gene shd, whose product is annotated as ecdysone 20-monooxygenase. The record is from RefSeq and is a predicted model, not a curated record. The transcript has 7 exons. NCBI's taxonomy places the organism in Eukaryota, Metazoa, Arthropoda, Insecta, Diptera, Culicidae. The coding region runs from base 7 to 1671 and encodes 554 amino acids. Gene Ontology annotation, molecular function: oxidoreductase activity, acting on paired donors, with incorporation or reduction of molecular oxygen; iron ion binding; monooxygenase activity.